Molecule: messenger RNA, 786 nt
Organism: Pelecanus crispus (Dalmatian pelican)
Lineage: Eukaryota; Metazoa; Chordata; Aves; Pelecaniformes; Pelecanidae
Source: RefSeq, a predicted model, not a curated record
GAUAAGGAGAAGAAGAAGAAGGAGAGUAUUUUGGACCUCUCCAAAUACAUCGACAAAACAAUCCGAGUGAAAUUCCAAGGUGGGAGGGAAGCAAGUGGUGUCUUGAAAGGAUUUGACCCUCUUCUGAACCUUGUGCUCGAUGGUACCAUCGAAUAUAUGCGAGAUCCAGAUGAUCAAUACAAAUUAACGGAAGACACACGUCAGCUGGGACUUGUGGUCUGCAGAGGGACUUCUGUGGUUCUUAUUUGUCCACAGGAUGGAAUGGAAGCUAUUCCAAACCCUUUCAUUCAGCAGCAAGAUGGCUAAUGCUUUCUUUGGAUUGCCUCUGAAGACUUCAAGGGUGCAAAUCAUUGGAAAGAACUAUCACUGUGUGAGAAGCUCCCUGUUUUGGGGGAGGAGUUUGAUUAUGUAUUUGUUAGUGUGACAGAAUGGUUAACUUUUAUUUUUAUGGCUUUCCAUAAAUGAUGAGAGGAUGGGGCAUGGUGUGUAAGAAGUAAGUUCUGAUUCCCACCCCCCCAAAUAAAUGUGUAACUACAUCAUUUAGAGCUGACAGGAGAGAAUAUAUUGUCAUGGAAUUGUCUGAGACCCUCUUGAUCUUGUGAGUUUUGAAACAACCACAUAAAAUUAGUAAAGAAUGCCCUGAAUAUUGGUUAUUUACAUUUUUAAAUACAUUAAAAAUGUAUUUAAUCUAAAUUAAUCUAAAGCCUAAAUACAUUAGAACAUGUUUUCCUUCCUCUUAGAUGUCAGUACUCAGCUGGGAAGCAUUGUGUUGUAGUCUUCCUGCUG